AUGUCGCGCCAGCCAAGAGCACGCCCAUUACCAUCGCCGUCCCAGCCCCCAACAAGCCCAACGCCUGUCAGGUUCAUGCGCCAGCGAGGCUUCUACAAACGGGACCUCGCCUUCGUUGUGUAUCUCUCUGUGAGCUGCGCACUCUGUACGGCGCAGCAUUCCGGGCGCGGAUGCAAGAUCCUGGAUGUGGGCACCGGCACCGGCGUGCUAGCUCUCAUGAUGGCGCAGAAGACUACAGCAGUGGCAGCAGCGGCGGCGCCGGCAGCAUCUGCCUUUCUCGCAGCCGAUGCAACUGCCGGCAUCGGGCCGCCAAUGGCAGCCGCCGCAGGAGAUUGUCAGCUGAGCGGUGACUACAGCCAAAGCGGCUGUAGCAGUGGCGAUGGCAGCAGCAGCAAUAAACGCGGCGAUGGGAACGCCGGUAGCGUGCGCAUCGUCGCGAUUGAUGUGGACGCGGACGCAUGUGCUCAGGCGGCAGAGAACGUGGUGCUGAGUCCCUGGGCGGACCGGAUUCGUGUAGUCCACUGCAGUUUGCAACAGCUGGUAGCAGCAGCCGCGGCAGCAGCAGCGGCGCGGCCGCCGCCACAGGCCCCGCCGAAGGGGACGGUGGCUGCAGUGACAACACCCGUGGCGGCGGCGGCAACGUCAGCUCCCCAGUCAAUAGAGAGUACGGCUGCGAGGAGCUGCGGAAACCUGUUUGUAGAAGAGGGGAGAGAAGGAAAGGAGCCGAAUGAGCCGGGAGAAGCUUCUUUCCAGCAUCAAGCAGAAUUCCCUGCCGUAGAGGACUUGGGUCCUUUCGAUCUGAUCAUUACCAAUCCUCCGUACUUUGUCGAGAGCAGCAAGCCAGCGGCGGGUCGGGCCUCCGCUCGUGCUGCCGCGCGACACGCUGACGUGUCACUGCCCUUCAGUGACCUGGCCGCUGGCUGCGCCGCGCUGCUGGCGCCCGGCGGCAGCGUGUGUGUCGUACUGCCGCCGACGGAGGCGCAGCAGUUUGUGUGUGCCGCCGAGCCGUGCGGGCUCCAGCUGGUAGACCUGGUUCGUGUAUUCACGGCGCCUGAGGACGCCACGGAGCGGCGGCACUUGAUGAGGUUGCAACGAGCGGCUGACCUGCGAUGCAGUCUUCCCACAGUCUCCGAAACUGGCACACCUUCAUCCGGCUUCCCCGCUGCAUCCACGUCCACGCUGGUGAUCAACGGGCCCAAGCAGCCUUACGUGCUACCACCGCCACCACCACCGCCAUCGCCAUUGCAAGAUCUGGCUGCGCGAAGUGAACUGCUUAACGAGCGGCCACCCUUACAGGCGCGGCAGCAGCAACAGCUCCGGGAGGACCCCCGAGCCCCCGACCACCAGGUGCCUGAGCGGGUACCGGCUGAGGCCACGGAGGAAGUCGGCAGGAGCCGGCGGCGGCGUGCCGCACCGCCUCGCGCCAUGACAGGCCCCUCGCGGCGACUGUUCACGGACGCCUACCUAGCCCUCACCGCGGACUUCCACCACCCAGCCUUCCUGCAGCAAAUGAUGAACCCGGCACAAGCAGUAGGGGCGGAGGUACGGGCGGAGGCAGCGCCCAAUGCAGCGGCUACUGCUGCCGACCGUAUUGGUGCCACGUUCAGCACCACAUCAUGCAUCAGUACCGGCACACCUACCCACGCCGACGCCAACGUCGGCUUCAUCGCGACCGCCGCAGCUUCAUCCUAG
Volvox carteri f. nagariensis is the source of this 1692-nucleotide messenger RNA. RefSeq lists its product as uncharacterized. NCBI's taxonomy places the organism in Eukaryota, Viridiplantae, Chlorophyta, Chlorophyceae, Chlamydomonadales, Volvocaceae. The coding region runs from base 1 to 1692 and encodes 563 amino acids. The record is from RefSeq and is a predicted model, not a curated record. Gene Ontology annotation, molecular function: methyltransferase activity; nucleic acid binding. Gene Ontology annotation, biological process: methylation. The transcript has 5 exons.